Acanthopagrus latus (yellowfin seabream) is the source of this 813-nucleotide messenger RNA. RefSeq lists its product as uncharacterized. Lineage: Eukaryota; Metazoa; Chordata; Actinopteri; Spariformes; Sparidae. The record is from RefSeq and is a predicted model, not a curated record. Gene Ontology annotation, molecular function: calcium ion binding. Gene Ontology annotation, cellular component: perinuclear region of cytoplasm. Bases 165 to 455 code for a protein of 96 amino acids. The transcript is spliced from 3 exons.
AGAGAGAGAGAAAAAGUUGGCUGGAGUGAGAAGUUAAAUCACGGAAAAGAUAUGUGUUGCAGCUUAAUCUUGCUCAAGACCGGAGAGAAGGAUCUGUGAGAGAGAAAGAAGAGCAGCUUCCACUGAAAGAGUUUCUUUGCUUUUCGUGAUCCCGUCCUAACGAUAUGGAGUCAGCAAUUAAGACGUUGGUGACCACAUAUCUCGGUUCUUCCAGGGGGAAGGAUGGCCUGAGCAGCAAAUCCUUCCAGAAACUGGUGUCUAAAAAUCUUGGCAACAUCAUGGAGGAUACUAAAAGCGCCUCCGCCGUUGCGGAGAUGCAGCGAGGGCUGGAUGAGAACAAUGACGGAAAGGUCAGCUUCCAGGAAUACCUCACUCUGAUUGGCUACUUGGCCAACUCCAUGAGUGACAAGCUGCACGGCCAGACCAACAGUGGCUCCAACGCAGAUGCUUCGUAGAUGCUGCAGUGUUUAGUUGAUCAACAAAUGAACGGCCAUUUUUGUUUUUUUUUUACACAUCUCUUCUCAUUUCCAAAUGAGCAGAAUCAUAUAUGCAUUUGUUUUGUUUUGUUUUUUUACAGCAGUCCAUAAUCAUUUUCAUACAGUUAAUCAACCAGCUGUAUACAGUUCUAAACUACACCUGUCUGUCCAGAUCAACCUGUUUUUGUUUGUUUGUUUUUUUCUCAAUUUAUUGAUCUCCUCUGUCAAGGACAUAUUGAAGGACUCUGAGCUGGGAGUGUCUUUUUUAGUACCAAUUAUACAAAAGAUGCUUACUGUAUUUUCAAAAUAAAAGCUUUAUAUGAUAAAAAAAAAAAAA